This is a messenger RNA of Closterium sp. NIES-65, 2133 nucleotides long. Lineage: Eukaryota; Viridiplantae; Streptophyta; Zygnematophyceae; Desmidiales; Closteriaceae. The record is from the annotation of a GenBank genome assembly.
AUGGCACAGAAUCGAGCACGCGAUGAGCCAUCAGACUCACGCGCCGCGCUGGCGAGCUCGAGUGUGCGCGAGCUGAUGGAGCGAUGCGAAGCUGAACGGCACGACACGUGGCAGCAGCGCUGGUGGAACGGCGCGGCCGCCCAGCAGAACCACUCCGCUGCGCUCCCCGUGCGCGCCCCGGAGAACUCCGCGCGGGUCCCAGCGUGGGGCGCAGCAGCAGGCGGCGCUUUGACCCACUUGCAGCCACUGCUAGCCGCAGCAGCAUUGGGUACAGCAGAGCUAUGGGGCGGCAAUGAAACCGCACACAACGACGCACAAGCAAGAAGCUGUCUGAACGGGCUGUGCAGCCCCACUCACAGUUGGCGAGAGGCAGCAGAGGCGUGUCCCACACGCUCGCCUCCACGCCGCGGUGGCGCUGCUGCAGCAAGCACCACAGGCGGUGCAGACGACGCGGUGAGCAGGGCCGGUGCUGCUAGCACAGGUGGGGCACAGGGUGCGCGUGGGUGUAGCGCGGUGGAAAGGGAGGGCGCGAGAAGGACACCAUCGGGCCGUGGCAAGCUGAGGCGCUCCUCAACAGCCGGAGCAGCCAUGUUGGCGGGAGGAGGAGAAGAGACGGGCGGCAGUGCAGAUGAGAGCGCGUGGCGUGCAGUUAGUGGCGCCGGGGGGAGCCAAGCCACCGCUGCCCCACUCACCUCCUCUCGCCGCCUCCACUCGUGUGCGUCCGCUGCUGCUGCUGCCCCUGGGAGUGGCGGGCACGGUGCGGACGGGUGGAUGUGGGAGUACCAGGGGUGCUGCGAGCACAGCAAUUGGAACUUCAGCAGCGCCGCCCACUCCCCGCAGACACACCUUCACGUCGCUCACAGCACUGCCCGCACUAGCGGCUCCUCGUUCUUCUCCCCGUCGCACCACGCGCUCAACCCUGCCCACGACCUGCUGCCUGGCUCUGCUUACCUCCACCUCUCUGCGCUUGAUGCCUGCUGUGCAGCAGCAGCAGCAGCAGCAGCAGCAGCAGCAGCAGCAGCAGCAGCAGCAGCAGCAGCAGCAGCAGCAGCAGCAGCAGCAGCAGCAGCAGCAGCAGCAGCAGCAGCAGCAGCAGCAGCAGCAGCAGCAGCAGCAGCAGCAGCAGCAGCAGCAGCAGCAGCAGCAGCAGCAGCAGCAGCAGCAGCAGCAGCAGCAGCAGCAGCAGCAGCAGCAGCAGCAGCAGCAGCAGCAGCAGCAGCAGCAGCAGCAGCAGCAGCAGCAGCAGCAGCAGCAGCAGCAGCAGCAGCAGCAGCAGCAGCAGCAGCAGCAGCAGCAGCAGCAGCAGCAGCAGCAGCAGCAGCAGCAGCAGCAGCAGCAGCAGCAGCAGCAGCAGCAGCAGCAGCAGCAGCAGCAGCAGCAGCAGCAGCAGCAGCAGCAGCAGCAGCAGCAGCAGCAGCAGCAGCAGCAGCAGCAGCAGCAGCAGCAGCAGCAGCAGCAGCAGCAGCAAGCAGCAGCAGCAGCAGCAGCAGCAGCAGCAGCAGCAGCAGCAGCAGCAGCAGCAGCAGCAGCAGCAGCAGCAGCAGCAGCAGCAGCAGCAGCAGCAGCAGCAGCAGCAGCAGCAGCAGCAGCAGCAGCAGAGCAGCAGCAGCAGCAGCAGCAGCAGCAGCAGCAGCAGCAGCAGCAGCAGCAGCAGCAGCAGCAGCAGCAGCAGCAGCAGCAAGCAGCAGCAGCAGCAGCAGCAGCAGCCAGCAGCAGCAGCAGCAGCAGCAGCAGCAGCAGCAGCAGCAGCAAGCAGCAGCAGCAGCAGCAGCAGCAGCAGCCAGCAGCAGCAGCAGCAGCAGCAGCAGCAGCAGCAGCAGCAGCAGCAGCAGCAGCAGCAGCAGCAGCAGCAGCAGCAGCAGCAGCAGCAGCAGCAGCAGCAGCAGCAGCAGCAGCAGCAGCAGCAGCAGCAGCAGCAUGCAGCAGAGUGGUCGCCACGGGAGGCCACUCCCCCUUCCACGCCAGCCACACCUGCACUGCCGCCCAUCCCCAUUGCACCACCCAGCACUGCUCCUCCACCUCCCACGCCCAGCCUGGCACAGCUGCAGCAGGCCAUCCCGUGUGCUGCUGUCACGGGUGCUGUGGGCGAUGAGGGGAAGGCAGGGAGGUGGUGGGAGAGGCUCACACGGCUGA